Equus quagga is the source of this 1488-nucleotide messenger RNA. RefSeq names its product arylacetamide deacetylase like 2 (gene AADACL2). Bases 163 to 1368 code for a protein of 401 amino acids. Gene Ontology annotation, molecular function: carboxylic ester hydrolase activity. The record is from RefSeq and is a predicted model, not a curated record. Lineage: Eukaryota; Metazoa; Chordata; Mammalia; Perissodactyla; Equidae. The transcript is spliced from 5 exons. Gene Ontology annotation, cellular component: membrane.
UUACUACUGAGCUGUAAAAUUUGGAUUGAAAAUUAGCUGUCUGUUGUUCAGAAAACCAUACUACCCGAAAGGGUUCCCAGUCUGUGUUUGUUCUGCUCUAUAUUUAGUACUCAUAGAAAAGUUUUAAUCUCGGCCCUCUGAAGAGGCUGGAAGAGGGAUAUCAUGACAUUCAAAGCUCUCUGUUUGGGGCUGCUUUGUGUUCUCUUUGAUUUUUAUAUUUGUGUACCUGUACCAGGCAACAUUGAAGAACCCUGGAAAGUAAGGGCCUUGGAUGCAUUUAUUAAAACUAUUGAUUUUGUGGCCACAUGUUUUGAAAAUGCAGGUAUUAUGAAAUAUGAAGAGUUUGUAUCGAUCAUAUUCAAGCUGGACCAUACCGACCCACUUUCAGAUGAACACGUCACAGUGAUUGAGACAGCAUUUGCUGAUAUUCCAGUACGUUUGUACACGCCAAAGAGAAAGUCCAAAAUGCCACGACGAGCUGUAAUCUAUAUUCAUGGUGGUGCUUUUUGUUUUGGAAGUUUCAAGCAGAUGUCUUUUGACUUCCUGAAUAGAUGGACAGCAAACAAACUUAAUGCUGUUGUUGUGGGACUGGACUAUAGACUAGCUCCUCAACACCAGUUUCCUGCUCAGUUUGAAGAUAGCUUUGCUGCAGUCAAGUUUUUUCUUCAGGAUGAAGUUCUUACAAAAUACGGAGUGGAUCCCACCCGAAUCUGUAUUGCAGGAGACAGUUUUGGGGGCACGUUAGCAGCUGCAGUGACUCAACAGGUGCAGAAUAAUCUUGAAAUACAACAUAAAAUCAAGCUACAAGCAUUGCUUUACCCUAGUUUACAGCUGAUUGAUUCUUACUUGCCGGCUCACCGAGACAAUGAGUAUGGUUUAAUUCUGACAAGGAAAACAGGCAUAAAACUCAUAAGUUUAUAUCUCACUGCCAGUGAAACAUUAUCCCUGGCAGUCCUGAGAAACCAACAUAUGCCUCUGGAAUCAGCACAUCUCUUCAAGUUUGUUAAUUGGAGUAUUCUCUUACCCAAGAAGUACAGAAAGGACUACGUUUAUACUGAACCAGUUCUUGGACGAUGUAAUCAUUCACUUCCAGCAUUCAUGGAUAUCAGGGCAUCACCUUUGCUGGCCAAUGAUUCCCAGUUACGGAAUUUGCCAUCAACCUAUAUUCUUACCUGUCAAUAUGAUCUCGUGAGAGAUGAUGGCUUUAUGUACACUUCCAGACUUCAAAAUGUUGGAGUUCAAGUCACUCAUGACCAUCUUGAAGAUGGAAUUCAUGGAGCUUUAUCGUUCAUGACAUCACCACUGCAUUUACAUCUAGGCCUCAGGAUAAAAGACAGGUAUAUUAGUUGGCUGGAUAAGAAUUUAUAAGUAUCUUUUAUAGAAAAUAUAUAUAGCCAUCACUUACUGGGUUGUAAUUUUUGAUAUUUGUAGUUGUAAAUGCAAAGAACAGCGUCACUUGUGUUGUGUAAAUUGAUAUUUGAAUCACAA